GACAGGUUUGUCGUCGUCUCCUGACUGCCACGUGGAGAACUAAUGAAAGUUAGAAAUUUAUUUGGGAAGCUCCUUUUAAAAUUGAAGUAUUAAGAAUGUAAGAAUUCAAUCAGUGUCGUUUUUUCAAGCGCAUUCUGAUUUCCCAGGCCACUUAGAUUACGCUAUCAGAACAGAUAAUCCCGGAUAAUUUAUAUAAUUAGGUACACCAGCAUUAUUUAUUGAAAUGAAUAAUAAAAGCCUAUGUUUUUAAUAAGUGAUGUGCGGAAAACUUAAUGAAAUGGAAGCAGAACUCAAAGAGCUUGCUGUGGCUUUGUUCGACAUCGGAGCUGUGAAAUUUACUGAAGUUACAUUGCAAAAUGGCUGGAAAACUCCAAUUUACAUGGAUUUGAGAGUUACAAUAUCUUAUCCCAAGAUACUGCGCAAGUUAUCACAAACUUUAUGGAAGCUUGCCAAAGACUCAAAAAACAUUGCACACAUAUGUGGAGUUCCAUACACAGCUUUGCCGUUUGCCACAGUUAUUUCUGUCGAGGCAAACAUGCCAAUGCUGAUUAAAAGAAAGGAAGCCAAAUCUUACGGAACAAAAAAACUUAUAGAGGGCAACUUUGAAUCUGGAGAUAAAUGCGUUAUCAUCGAAGACGUCAUAGUACUCGGCAGCAGUGCGUUAGAAACGAUAAACGAUUUGAGAAAUUCAGGACUGAAAGUAACAGAAGUAUUUGUGGUAGUAGAUAGAGAGCAAGGAGGAAGAGAAAACUUACAAAAUGAAAAUGUGGAAGUUCGAAGCCUCUUUACUAUAUCUCAAUUAAUGAAGUACCUACUAGACGCUGAGAAGAUAACCCUGGAAGUUAUGGAAGAAAUUAUGGGUUACAUCAGUAAAAACAAGGCUCAUUAAGAUCAGUUGAAAUAAAGGUUGAGAAAUUAAAAAUGAGCCAACGCUCUCUCUCUCUCUCGUUGAAGAAAAAAAGAAAUUAUACUUGUUCAAAAUUGAUAAGUAUUUUGUGGUAAAGUCACUCCAGAAAAACAACUAAGUAUUAAGUCCCGAAAAAGACUGUUAAGACGAAAGAUGAAGUGAUAAAAAUAUUAUUUAGUAAUUCAGAUAUUUUUUUAUGAAAUUGCAUUCGAAGAAAAUUGAAGGAUAUUUUAAUUUUCAUAAAUUAUGAUCUAAAUAUAGAGUUUAUACAAAA
Belonocnema kinseyi is the source of this 1181-nucleotide messenger RNA. Its product is annotated as uridine 5'-monophosphate synthase-like. The record is from RefSeq and is a predicted model, not a curated record. NCBI's taxonomy places the organism in Eukaryota, Metazoa, Arthropoda, Insecta, Hymenoptera, Cynipidae. Gene Ontology annotation, molecular function: orotate phosphoribosyltransferase activity; orotidine-5'-phosphate decarboxylase activity. The coding region runs from base 257 to 889 and encodes 210 amino acids. Gene Ontology annotation, biological process: pyrimidine nucleobase biosynthetic process; UMP biosynthetic process. The transcript has 4 exons.